Molecule: messenger RNA, 1158 nt
Organism: Oikopleura dioica
Lineage: Eukaryota; Metazoa; Chordata; Appendicularia; Copelata; Oikopleuridae
Source: the annotation of a GenBank genome assembly
AUGUUUAAUCUGAACAAAGCACCACUUGUCAACGGUCAGACCUUCCCCGCAUAUGAGAAGUAUAUUUUCGGAAGUGCAGUAUUCCCGCAAGUGUGUAAUAAUUUGAAUAUCCCGUUAGAAACAUACAGUCCUCAAAAUCAAGCAGACAUACUCAUCGUCGCCUCUUUUGGUUCGCUUAUUCCUGGGGAGUAUUUAAAGAAUUUUAAAUACUGCUGGAACGUACAUCCCUCUGACCUGCCCCUACAUCGAGGCGCUGCUCCUUUAACAGCAGCAAUCUUGUCGGAAGAGCGGAAAACACGAGUUUGCAUUCAAACAGUUGCUCCUAAAUUCGACGCUGGUCAGAUAUUGGCCCGGUCCGAGGAUGUAGACACAGAAGGCUAUAAUUUAUUGACGCUUGGCAUGGAGGCCGGAAAAAUAGGCGCCGAGCUUCUUACUAGCAUUCUUGAUGAGUUGCCCAAAUUGGAAUUGAAUGAUCAAGAAGGAAAGCCUUCCAUGACUAGGAAAAUGACCCCGGCAGAUCUUAUGAUCAGCCCAAAAGAUCAAACUGCAUCUGAGAUUUUGCGGCAAUCUCGGGCGUACCAUUUUCCUUGUAAGAUGAAAUUUUGCGGGAAAGAACUUCAUCCAAUAGGUCUAAGAGAGGAGUCUGCGAUACCGAAAGAACCCUAUGUAUGGAACAAAAGCAAGAAUAACAAACGUAUGGUCGUAAGAAUGCCUGCCGAUAUCGGAGAACUUCAAGAUGCCGCAAAAAGCCGCAGAGAAAAGCUGAUGGCGAUGAGAGCCAAGAGAAAAGGCGGCAAUGAAAACUCAACUGAAGAACCCGCACUGAAGCUCCGAAACUACAAGCCGCUUGACGAGAACAUAUCCAGAGACGAGAUCGAGCCCGCCGACGUUGAGCACGUUGAUGAGCAUGUUGAAGAGCUCGAAAAUGAAGCAAGCGCUCCAGUUCCUGGCGAAGACACAAACGAGCUUGACUUGAUUCAACUUGCUCCAAAGAAACCAGACUGGGAUCUAAAGCGUGCAAUCCAGCCGCGCCUCGACAGGCUUAAUAAGAAAACAGAGCGCGCGAUUGCUGAACUCAUUCGAGAGAGACUAAAGGGGUCUGCUGAUCUCGCCUCUCAAGUUGCUGCUGCUGGGCCCGAUGUGGACUUUGUUGACUAA